AUGGAGAAGUUAAUGAGCCCUGAGGACGUGCGGAAGGUUCAUUCUACCGAAUUGCCAGAGAAUGGCCCACCAUCUGUUGCUUCAGGAAGUGUCGCGGACGAGGAGAAGGAAGCCCGGAUAGCACUCCGCAAGGCUGACAUGAGGAUCCUGCCGUUGCUGACGGUUCUCUACGUGUUCUCAUUUAUGGAUCGCUCGAAUAUCGGAAAUGCUAAAGUUGCCGGCAUGAACAAAGACCUCAACCUCACAGGCACUCAGUAUAACCUGGCUCUUACUGUGUUUUUCUUCCCCUAUUCAUUACUUGAAGUCCCAAGCAAUGUUAUUCUGAAGCUCACACGGCCGUCGCGGUGGAUCGCUGCUCUUGUAAUAUCAUGGGGAACUGUUUUGACGCUUCAAGGCAUUGUCAAAAACUAUGAGCAGCUUAUUGUGACGCGUGUAUUCUUGGGGAUUACUGAAGCUGGUUUCUUUCCUGCUGCAACUUAUUUGCUGACUACAUGGUAUUGUCGUUGGGAGUACCAAACCCGUGUAGCUAUUUUCUUCUCCGCUGCCUCUCUAGCCGGUGGUUUUUCAGGCCUUCUGGCCUAUGGAAUCCAGCACAUGGAGGGAGUGGCGGGACUCGGUGGCUGGCGAUGGAUCUUUAUUUUAGAAGGGAUCAUGACUGUUCUGAUUGGCACUAUCCUCCCGUGGACACUCCCCGACUCCCCAGCCGUGGCCAAAUUCCUGACCCCUAGAGAAAGAGAGUUGAUUCAACGGAGACUCCAGCGAGAUUCGGGUACUUCCGAAGGGAAGGUUGCUACAGAGGAGGCUUUUCAAUGGCGGUAUCUUCGUGCUGCGCUGCUGGACUAUAAGAUUUAUCUCGGCAUCAUCAUGUUUUGGGGGAAUACGAUCUGCAUUUACGCAUUUAGCUUCGCCAUGCCGACAAUCAUUCAGCAACUUGGCUAUUCUGCAGCAAAUGCCCAACUGCUGACAAUUCCUGUAUAUUUUGUUGGUGCUCUUGCUACCUUCCUCUUUGCAAGACUCGCUGAUCGCAAGAAGACUCGUUGGCCCUUUGUCGUUAUCCCUUUCUGUAUUUCGGCUGUCGGGUUCAUCGGUCUACUAUCUAUUCCACAUCCCAAGCUUCCAGGGCUCACAUAUGCAUUUCUGUUCUUUGUUCCUUCUGGCCUGUACCCUGCCGUCAUUGGUUGCAUUUCUUGGAUUAGCAACAAUCUCGCUCCAACUUGGAAACGAGCAGUUGGUAUGGCAUUGCUCAUGUCAAUCGGAAACCUCGGAGGCGCAGUUGGAGCCAAUAUCUUCCUGGAGAGUCAAGCCCCCAGAUAUCCGCUGGGGUACGGCUUGUCACUCGCCGUCGUGUGUGCUGGUGUGGGUGCUGCGAUGGUUCUCCGUGUUGUGGUAAAUCGAAUCAACACAGCGCGACAAGCCAUGUCUGACGACGAGAUCAGGGCAAAGUACAGUGAUGAUCAAUUGCUUCAAAUGGGCGACAGCUCUCCUUUCUAUCGAUAUGUUAAAUAA
This is a messenger RNA of Clonostachys solani, 1506 nucleotides long. Lineage: Eukaryota; Fungi; Ascomycota; Sordariomycetes; Hypocreales; Bionectriaceae. The record is from the annotation of a GenBank genome assembly.